AUGAAGGACCUCAGUGCUGCCACAUCAAUCCUCAGCAUGAAGAUCAACUACAACCAUGUUGAUGGACUCAUGCAACUCCACCAACAUGGACACAUCAACAAGCUCCUGCAGACAUUCAACAUGAGCAACUGCAACCCAGCAACCACACCCAUGGAGGUUGGACUCACACUCAACAACAGUGAAACACUGAGUGACAAGAUACCAUACUGCCAAAUCAUUGGCAAGCUGCUCUACAUUGCCAUUGUGUUGAGACCAGACAUUGCAUACACUGUCAGCUACCUCUCCUGCUUCAUGGUGUCCUUCAACAACACACACUGGACCACAGCAAAACACAUCCUACACUACCUCAAGGGCACCUGA
Acanthamoeba castellanii str. Neff is the source of this 360-nucleotide messenger RNA. RefSeq names its product retroelement pol polyprotein. Bases 1 to 360 code for a protein of 119 amino acids. Lineage: Eukaryota; Discosea; Longamoebia; Acanthamoebidae. The transcript has a single exon. The record is from RefSeq and is a predicted model, not a curated record.